Messenger RNA from Malaya genurostris, 10369 nucleotides. It is a transcript of the gene Eip93F, whose product is annotated as mushroom body large-type Kenyon cell-specific protein 1. The coding region runs from base 3793 to 8619 and encodes 1608 amino acids. The transcript is spliced from 7 exons. Lineage: Eukaryota; Metazoa; Arthropoda; Insecta; Diptera; Culicidae. Gene Ontology annotation, biological process: regulation of transcription by RNA polymerase II. The record is from RefSeq and is a predicted model, not a curated record. Gene Ontology annotation, molecular function: DNA binding. Gene Ontology annotation, cellular component: nucleus.
AAGAAGCAAUGUAAAACAGAAAUUGUUUUUAAUCCAUUGUUUUGAAAAAGUAACGUCACUCUUAGCUUAAUAACUGACAAACUAAUAAAUAGAAUAUCAUGAAAUUUGAAUAGCUGUCUUUUAAAGAUUAGUAUUGACUGAAAAAGGUGACUGGAAUACAACUAACGCCAUCUAUGUGUUAUGCCGGGAACUUUUCAGCCCAUGUGUUACAUGAAAGGUACCAUGUUCAAAGUUCCGUUGACGGUCAGUCAAGGGAACUUUGUACGCAGACCGCACUAAACAAGAAAUAUUGAGAGGUAAAAUGUUCUAGCUUCAAAAGAACUAAUUGGUAAAACCAACCAGGAUCUACCUCUGAUCUCUCGGUGACAUGUUCAUGAGUGUAAGUGAUUCUAGAACACAAAUAAAUAUUGCUUAUUUUUACUAUUUAUGGCUCAAGAUUUUCUUCUAGAUUUGUUUGCAGUAAAAUACAAUUUUAACAACAGUCUUCCAAAUACCAUGCAAAUGUGACAAUUGAGAGUUAAUUUCGAAUUGUUCAGUGUUGAUAUAUUCUUGAAAAACAAAACUAUCCAAGACUCAAAGAAACAGCGUUGUUUUUUCAAUCAUUUUUAGAUGUUCUAAAGCUUGCUUCAUUUAGAAUUGGAACAAACUUUUGCUCAUAUUGUGGCGCUCCUGGUGGACGGAUUUGGAAGCUCUUGGCGCCCACGUGUCGGGAAUUUUGUCAGCUUCACGUAUGAUUUUUGACAUUCCGCAAAUCGACUGUACUUUGUAAACAAUCAACAUGGAAGCCGAAAGAAGGGAACAAAUUGUGUACAGUUAUUUGGAAAAUCCAUUGUGGUCUGCAUCUAGGCUAUCUAAACAGCUGAAAUUACCCAGAAAUACCGUAUGGCGCGUUAUCAAACGGAAUAAGGAAACAUUGACGACGAUUCGGAAACCAAAUUUAAAUUUGUUUUUGCCGACAAAUUUGCAAGAAAAUUUAUGAUUUGGCAGGGUAUUUGCAGCUGUGGCAAAAAAACGAAAGUUUUCGUUACAAAUAAGACAAUGACAUCGGAACUAUACCAAAAAGAGUGUCUCCAAAAACGAAUUUUGCCGUUCAUUCGAUCCCACGACCAUCCCGUAAUGUUUUGGCUAGAUUUGGCAAGCUGCCAUUACAGCAGAGUCGAUCAAGAAUGGUAUGCAGAGAAAGGGGUCCAGUUUGUUCCGAAAAACCUUAACCCACCCCACUGUCCCCAGUUCAGCCCUAUUGAGAAAUACUGGGCAAUCAUGAAGAGGAGACUCAAGGCAAAGGGAAAGGUUGUCAAAGACAUCAUUCAGAUAAUUACCUGUUGGAAUAAGAUAGCUAAAACGAUGGACGAAGAAGGUGUGCGCCGCCUAAUGAGCCGUGUUACAGGAAAAAUUGGAGAAUUCCUUCGAAACCAUGAUGAAUAAUUUUAUCCGUAUUUUUUCUUAAAAGUAUGAAGAAAACGCUACAUUCGUAUAAAAAAAGAUCUUGAAUUCAAUUAAAAACAACUGAAAUAUAGGCAAUUGUCUUUGUUCCAAUUCUAUCUGAAAUUCUGCAUUAAAAAAAUCAAACUUCUUCAAACCCUUCUCGAGGAUGCACCAAACCGGAACCAACUCAAUUUCGUCACUCCCGAAAAUCGUUAACCACGUCGGUACUACUCAUCGCCGUAUUGAACCGCUUCCGCCACUCGUUCGGUCGCUCUAUUUAUCGACGUAUCCUUUUUCGGUUGCUUCCUGAUCACACGGAUGAGGACAACGACGACGACGACGACGAUGACAACGGCGAUAUCGGCGAAUUCAGACGGUUGCCGACCAACUCCAUCCGACUCAUCCAAAGCGGAAGGAGGCGAUGGAGAAGGUGAGGAUGGAGAAGGUACGUGCUAGGAUAGUUGAAUUUUUCUCCCUCUCACCGCCAGCCACUCACUGGCAGAGUCACUCACUCACCAAACCAAAUUCCUCGUUUCCUUAUUGCGGGCGUUGCACAACAACGCUUCCAGCAACCGCGUGACAACGUGAUUGCCAGUGUUGGAAGCGAUCGGGGUUCCAGGUUCGGUGUAAUUACUGUACCCGCGAAUGUCUGGCAGCACUGGCUUCCUCAAGACGAAGAUGACGCGGUGAGACGACAACGGGGGGCAACCAACAGGCUGCCAACGACGAAACCGGGAAAAUUGGAACUAGCCGUGGAAAAAAAAGACUGUGCCGUUCCCGUUUUUCGUUGUGGCCCAUUAUACCCACUACCCCUCCCCUCUCGCUUGCCUGGUGUCUCGUCGGAUGUGGUGCUUUCGAUCCAAACGGCGACACUAAGUGUAUGCUGCUGGAGACCCGUACAGGCGCGACAGGCAGCCAUUUUCACACCCCUCGUCGUGCUCAGCUCAGAAACCGCCGCCGCCGCCACCACCGUCACCCCCUCGACAAUUGCGCGUUGCGCUAAACCCAAGCAAUGUUGUUUCGGCACUCGGGGUUCGGCGAGAGAUGGAAUUUUUUGUUCUGCUUGCACUGCUCUAUCACAACUAUUAUAUUUCUCUACGGGUUGCACGACGACACCUUCCCCCUUUUCCCGAACGGUACCGUCGUCACCAGCCACCACGUGAGGGUAUCCUAAAAUGAGGCCACAAAAAAAAGUGUAGUGCCGUGGCGCAGUAGUUGGAGAUGCAAUUCUGGCGGCCCUGGUAUGUGUGUUUCGGGUUUGCUGCCUUUGCCGAUGGUCCUCUGAUCAGGCUGCUAGAGAAAGAGAGAGACGGUGCGAGUGUGACGGGUGAGUGUGUAGGUGUGGGUGUGGUUGUGUGCGCGUGGCGGAAGAGCUGCCUGGAGUGUAUAUAUAAUAACAUUUGGGGGUUGCAUUAUAUAGUUUUCUUCCUAGUUCCUGUGGCUCAUGGUUUAUGCUUUUAGUUUUUUUUAUUUUGUUCGUUGGAGUCGUACUCUGGUGUGUGCUUCCUCGUCGGAUUUGGUCGUUCGAUAGUGGCAACGGCCACCGGGGCAGGAGAACCGAGGCUUCGUCGGUCCCCCCGUCAGCGACGGCGGCGGCGGCGGCGAUCGUCGAAGCAGCUGCAGUUCCUCCUCAGCUGCACUGGUGGUGGUGUGUGGCAUUAUUUGGAAAAGUUUUUCGGGAUAGAGCAACAAGUGACUCUCUAGGAUUCGGUCGGUCGUGCGCUAGUUAUCGAACAACAAUGCUCGCUGCAGGAACCAGCCAACACUAGCAGCAGCACAGGUCCUACCGAGGAACUCCAGGAGCAACUAGUGGCAGAGCCUUUUGUGUGUGACAUUCUGUGCAAAGCGCCUGUAGGGCGAUGUGAUGUGAUAGUGCAGUGAGCAGGACAUUAGCGAACGAAAUUGUCUUCAGUCCGUACACAACUCGAAGUGACCAUCAGCUGUGCCACCGUGAUUGUACGUUGUUGCAUCCGAUCGGUAAACACAAAGUAGGCGGCAGGCAUCCAAACCGUGCGUGUUGGCCGUACGCACAACCGACGCACACAUACACACACACACACACACACACACACACACACACACACACCUACGCAUAUGCAUGCAAAACACGCGUGUUGCUGAGAUCACAAGCCAGCCGGGUUGCUUGGAUAGUCGAGGAAAGUGCGUGAAUAAUAUUGCUCUCGGCCCCCGUCAACUUUGCCCCGACCCGUCUGCUGCUCAUCAGUGAGUGUGUGUGCACAAGACAGGUGAAUCUUCUUCUUCGAAGGAAAAUCUCAUACAACCCAAACCCCCCCACUCCCAAACCUCCUUCCCGAUCCGGGACUCUGUUAGACGGUCCCGGCAAUCCCAGACGGUGAAACGAACAAUAUGUUUUUCUUCCCUGGUGCGAUGAUCAACGCGUUUGCCGCCGCCGAUGUCGUAGAACAGGGCACGGAAACUCAACAGCAGCCGCAGCAACCGACCCAGCAUCAAUCGGAACAGUUGCUGAAGACGACAUCGACGACGAUGGUGGCGGCCGCGGCAGCGGCGACAGUGACGACAAACGGACUGGAGCGCGUUGCUGAAGAAUUGAUGGGACGCAGGAAAUGGAAACAUUAUCAGGACGUCUUAACACGCCAACAGUUGAACCUACUGGACCCGAGCACGAACGCGACCGCGGACGACGACGAUCUGCUCAACAGUGCAGCAGCAGCAGCAGCUGUCGUGGCCAGCAGUGUUGCCAGCAACGCGGUCUCACUCACCCCCGCACUGGUGGCGGCAGCGGUGAGCGGCAAUCUCCUGGACCCGAAGGGGGCCGCCACGAUUGUACGCAACGGACACUAUCAGCAAGAGGGCGAACUAGAAUCAAAACUAGCAACAUCCAACAAUCAACAAGUAGCAGUGGUAGCAGCAGCAGCAGCAGCAACAGAAAAACAGACAGACCUUCAUUCACCUGCAGAAGCUGCUGCGACUAAGAAGAAUCAUUUCGAUGAUAACGACACGAAACCGACGGCAGCGGGAAAUUCUCCUCCUCACCAGCAGCAGCAGCAGCAGCAAGCGGCGUCCACUCUAGUGGGGACAGCAGUAACGCUUCUGAACAAUAAUAAUAACAACAACAACAAUCAUCGUCACCCCCACCACCACCACCAUCACCAGCAGCAGCAGUUGGUGGAAGCGAAAAAAGACCGAUCCCAUCCGAAUCUGAAUCAGUCGGUAGGGCAGGUGAACGAAGAGGAGGAGGAAAAGGAGGAGGAGGAGGAAGAGGAAGACGAGGAGGUGGAGGAGGAAGUUCACGAAGACGAACAGCAGACGCCGGGGGAAGAAGUUCAACAUCUCGUCGGGGUGACGGGAGACAGCUUCAGUAAAGCGGUGAAUUCCGUCUCCUCACCGGCGUUGUCCUCCUCGUCCUCAGCGUCAUCGUCGUCGUCGGCGGCUUCGUCUUCGUCGGUAACGACGGCCACGGCCACGACGACGGCACUGCUGUCACCCGGCACCGUCGAUCUCGAAGACCGGAAGCAGCUAGCAGUCGGCAAGCGAGCGAUCAAACUGGAAUCAACAGCAGAAAAUCAAAACAAUUCGUCAGCCACACCGGAGCAGAGUAAACUAAUUAGGCAAGAAAAUUGUAACAAUCUACUGAACAGCAAAAUCAUCAUCAACAACAACAACAACAAUAAUAAUAAUAACAAUAGUAACAGUGCAACAAACAACAACAACAACAAUAAUAAUAUUUCAAGUGGAAACCUCGGCGGCAGUCCGACCCAAACGGCAACAACGACGACGGCAGCGGCGACGACGCCGGAUGGGGACAGUGCAGAAGGCGCCGGUUUGAAGCAGCAGCAGCCACCGACCCCGAUCGACUGGAAACCGCAAGACAAGUGCUACUUCUGCGUCGACGGGAAGCUGCUUACGGUGAACGAAGCAGGCGAACUGGUGCCCGAGUCCGGCGUCGGACAUCCCGGUGCACUACCGAAAACGGAACUGGAGCUUAGUCACGGGGCGCUGCACGACAGCGACAGCGAUUCAAGUGACAGCAGUGAGCCGGAUCUUCGGGCCGUCGUCGGACGGCCGGGUUCUGCCUCGUCGAAAUCGCUGGCCGCCCUGUUGCGAAACGCCGGUGGUGUACCGCCGACGAUGACAUCGCUGCAAUCGAUGGCGGCACAGUUUGCCGCCGUAGCGUCACUGCAAGGGAUUCAGCCGGGUCUGGCUCAGCUCUACAACCCACUGUGGUACUCCCAGUUGCAGCAGCAGAUGUCUCCCUCCAGCGGUAGCACGGAAGCAACGACGGCUGGAGUUGGCAACCCGGCGGUGAAGGGCGAAGGCGGUGGAGUCGUGCUCGGGCCGGGCGGUGAGCAACCGCUGGAUCUGAGCGCCAAACCGGGCACUUCCGGUCUGAAUGCGGGACUCAUGAUGAGCAUGAUGGAUCCGAAGCAUAUCUACAAGGCUAAGCCACGCCUCUCACCGAUCGGUGGCCGACGGACGUACACCGAGGACGAGCUGCAGAGUGCCCUGCAGGACAUACUGAACGGUAAGCUAGGAACACGCCGGGCUGCCGUCCAGUACGGCAUUCCGCGAUCCACACUGCGCAACAAGGUCUACAAGCUGGCGAUGGAACACAAACGGGAAAUGCUGCACAACAUGUCGCUGGCGGCGCUGGUGGACGACGACGACGAUAAGGAUUCGCUCGAGGAUGACGGUAAAGAGGAUUCGUACCAGAUGAAACUGAACCAGCAGGCCAUCGCCGAGGCGUACCUGCGGAUGUACCGGGGCAACAGUAGUACACCGAAACCGGAACCGAGCUCUUCGAACCCAUCGACGCCUCCUCAGCAGCAGCGAACGCCGGAACCACCGUUGCUUAAACCGAUACAGUCGCAAACACCUCAACCGACGGUACCACCUCAAUCAUCGCCCCUGGCGGCUGCAGCCAAUAGUUUGAUUGAUCCCAAUCUGUUGCUACAGCUGCAGAGCCUACUGCUGGCAGGAGGCAUCCCGGGAUUGAUCAAUACGGUGUCCCAAGCCAAGAGUCCGGAAGAGGCUGCCGCUACGCAAGUGGCUCUCGCGGCCUUACCCGAACUGCUGAAGAAAGUCAUCCAACAGCAGGAGCAGAUCGCUGAGCAGAUCAAGAAGGCCACCUCCAGCGAACCGAGGCCCAGUGCGAGUACUCCAACCUUGAACAACGGUCAACCGUUCGAUCCCAGACUGUUACCUUACCUGCAGGCCCAACAGCAGAACAAACCUCGGACGGCAUCCGGUACGCCGGAAACGACAUCCUCACUUGACCUGAACGACGGCGGAAGCGAUGACUCGCAAGUUAUUCUGAAAAUUCCAUCCUACAAACCAGUUCCGGGCAGUACUCCAACGAUGCCAACGACGGCUGCCGCCCUUCUGGCAGCCGGCAAAAACGGAGAUCAUCACAGUCUUUCAACACCCUCACCGCCCACUGCCGCUGCAACGGUACGCGAUCUUAGCAGCUUGGUAAGCGGAAGUCUUGGUGCACCGGGCCCCAGCGUGAACAGUAACAGCUCAAGGUCAGUACACACAACUAGUCCCCAGCAGCCAGCACAGCAAACACCUGCCCAACCCACGAACCACAUAUCCGUCAUAUCGCCUCCGAUGGGAAUCAGGCCACGGAGUAACUCGCAGUCUCCGCCGAGCCUGCUAGGGGGCAAGUCUAUGCUGUCGAUCAACGACGUAAUCGCGCGAAGUAUCAGCAAAAACUUCCAACAGCACCAUCAGUCGGAUCUGCUGAAACAGCAAAUGGAGUCGAUGGAGCAGUACAAGCGGCCGACCAUUUCGGUGAUCAAGAAUCUUGGUGGAACGGACAUUUCCCGCUUCGGUAGUAACCCGAACAUUACCCAGAUGACGGCGGCACAGCUGGCAAACACCGGUACCGGUGGCAAGGGAACGCGACCCAAACGGGGCAAGUAUAGGAACUACGAUCGAGACAGCCUGGUGGAAGCGGUCAAGGCAGUGCAACGGGGUGAGAUGUCGGUACAUCGAGCGGGAAGCUACUACGGAGUACCGCAUUCGACUCUGGAGUACAAGGUCAAGGAACGUCAUUUGAUGCGACCUCGAAAGCGAGAGCCCAAACCUCAACCCGGGCUGGAUGGGCUCAAGUCGGAUCUCGGUUCGAGUAGCUCCGUCAUGAGGAACAUGGACAAAAGUAAAAACUUGGGACUGGGUUCCGGUUCCAAGCCUCAGCAACUGAAAAGUCAAUACCCGAGCGCAUCGCCGAACGGUGGUCUGAAAAUGCCCAUGUUCGAUCCGGCCAUGGCUUCUCAAUUAUCCUACUCAUCGCCAUUCCUGUGGCAACAUCCGGUUGCAGGGUUCUCCGGGCUUCCGAUGGAUUUUGCUCGACAAUCAGUUGGAGCUGCGGGGGCUUCGGGAUCCAGUGGUGCGUCCGGUGAUAACAUCUUCGCCUCGCCCAUGAUGCAACGGUUUCAGGAACAACAGCAAAGCAACAAAGUACCCACCAUCAGCAGCAACAGUGGUUCCGGGAGUACACCGAAAACCGCACGCGAACUAGCCGAAAGCAUAUACGACGGAACCAGUACGAACGGGUCACUACUGGACGACAUCAUCCGGCACAGUCUGGACAAGAAACCCAGCGAGAUGCCCCACGGAGCCCUCUUCGAUCAGUUAAUGAAAACCAACAACCUCCGAACGUCAAUCGGCGGCAGCUCGGAUGACGCCUCAGCAGCCCUUCUUGCCAGGGUCGGUGCUAAGCGCAGUGCCACCAGCCCCCUCAAUUACCUGCCGGAAAACAUCAAACGAGAACGCGCUAGUCCCGGUGCGUCGUCCACCUCCUCGACGGGCAGCAGUAAACCGAUGUCCCUCCCGGCGGGUCACGGUGGAUCCGUCGGUUUCAACGACCAUCACCUCCACCAACAGCAGCUUCAUCUUCAACAACAACAACAGCAGCAUCAGCAACAGCAACGGCACUUGAAUACCUCCACCGAUAGUAUGCUUGAGAGUCACCGUGCGGAACUGCUGGCCAAAGGAAACCUAGCGGUUGAGAACCUCAUCAAACUCCGUGAGGAUCUCACAUCGAUGUCCGUGGCGCACCAUCACAAGAGGACACCGAUGGAAGAUCAACACAACGGGGCCGGUCUCGGACCGGACGGUGGAGGACAAACCAACAAAGCGUCCAUCACUGCGGAACAUCAGAUUCUAUCGCACCGGCUUGCCAGCAAACUGCCGGCCGACGACAGCUCAUAGAAGCGACCGCCACUAGAGGCGCUACUGUUGUGGCGCUCGCGUACGUUUCUAGGUUAGACAACAAGCAGACAGAAAGAGAUGUAGUUCAAAUAUUAUUAUCGUAGUUAAAAGGAGAUAACGCGCGCAUUGGGGCAAGUGUUAACAAUUUUUAUCCAUAAACACACAAACACACACAAAACACUCACACACAGAGAGAACUCUUUUAAGAAAAGUAAAAUAAUGAAAAAUCAAAACUAACACAAGAUGAUGAUGAUGAAGAAAAUGAUGAAAAUCGCGGAUUAUAGUCCACUAGUGGAGUGAUAGAAAACGUUUUUUUUAUUGUAGUAAUGAUGAAACAGAAGAAGAAGAAGAAGAAGACGCAAGUUUUUUGACAAUCGACAAAUAGGCUCUUGUAAAAUCUGGAAACCCCUCCCUACACACAAGUAGAAACCGCCUAAGAUGAAACAAACCUAACAAACAAACCAACAAAAAAUUGAAACAGAAAAUCGCAUUUUUCGGAAAAUUCCAACAACCCUAGUUCACCCCUAAACAUAUGAAGAAGAAGAAGAAGAAAAAGAAGAAUAACAAAAACCGCAGUAGACAAACGAACAGAAAAAAUUAGAUCAAAAAGUCUGAUUUUUAUAAUAUACCGUGUGAUGAUGAUUUUCGUGAGACGCAACUCGCACUGAGCGAAACCGGAUUUUUUAUCAUUUUACAGCAACUACAAAAAAAAAAGAUAGAGAACAAUACAGUCAAAACAUCAAGUUUUUGAGCAAGGUAAACUUUCGGGACGGGAUGCUUCAUUCCCUCAAUAAAACCGUAAACUAUCAGCUAAACCGUGCACAAACCGGUGGACCGGAGGUUUGGAUAGAACUGCGAAAGUCGAGGUGAAUGUUCGUGUGCGUCGUUCGAACUGGCAACACGGUUUCGUUAAAAAAACGGGCGAAUUUUUCGACUUGUAGUUGGAUGGGAACUUUACUGGCGAACCAAAAUGCUUGACGAUUUUUUCACCUAAUUUUCUAUUCAAACCAUCCCAAAAAAUAAAACGCUUUCUUUUUUUUAAUUACAUGUUCAAAAAAGGAAGUCAUAACUCCAGGGUUACUGCGAUUAAGAGUUUGAAACUAAGUAACGGAAGCAUAUUUUUAAAUUUUGUGGGUUACUGUGAUUGAAAAAGAUCGGAAAGAUUCUUUCAAAAUAUUCAGUAGCCUGGUAACGUAAUAGCAAAACCAUUAGUUGUUUCGACCAGGAUGUUUGCCACAACAGCAAACUGCUUGCCAAACCAAAACCAUUAGGACUCAAUAGUUGUUCUAAUCUGUUUAAAAAAUGCAUUUUUUUUUUCAAUUUUGCAGAAGGCCUCCGAAAGUCUUCUAAAACGUUCUAAAUGUUAAUUUUUAUUCGGCGUGAGGAACUCUAACGGCCGACAUAUUGUUUCUUUUUAACACAAGAAAUUCAAAAAGAAUCAAAAACAUGUCAUUACACCGUGAACAUUUGGUAGCAAGAAAAUUGAACCUUUUCACAUGACUGAAUCAUAAUAGUUGCAACGGAGCAGAAGAUUACAGGAAAAGUUCGCAACAAAAAUUUUCUACAUGAUCAAAUCGCUAGCCAAUUCGUAACUUUUUUUUAUUGAUUUGUGAAGCUCAACUUCGUUUUAUUAACGAAUUUCAUACAUUACCGUGAUGAUGGGACUAAAAUUAUUAACUUUUCCUUGCUUUAGAACCACAAAAAUAUAAAACAACAAAAAUUCCUGAAAAAUAGGUCUUAUAUAAUUAAA